Molecule: messenger RNA, 2956 nt
Organism: Cavia porcellus (domestic guinea pig)
Lineage: Eukaryota; Metazoa; Chordata; Mammalia; Rodentia; Caviidae
Gene: Immp1l
Product: inner mitochondrial membrane peptidase subunit 1
Exons: 6
Coding region: 1480-2052 (190 amino acids)
Cellular component (GO): membrane; mitochondrial inner membrane peptidase complex
Molecular function (GO): serine-type endopeptidase activity
Source: RefSeq, a predicted model, not a curated record
UGUGCUUCUGUGCAAGUGGUUCCUGUAAUUUCUGUGAGUGGGUUUUUAAGUGUGCACACAGUACUUGGGAUUGAGUUUAAGGCCCUGUGUGUGAUAGGCGGGUGCUCUGCCCUGGCUUGCAUCCCCCCAGCCCUGUAUGAGGGAGGUUAAGAGAAGAAAAUGCUGCAGAAGUUAGGCAAAGGAUUUUUUUUUAAGGUUGUGGGUUUUUCCCCUUAAUGAUAAUGGAAAAUGAGAAUCAUCAACACACUGUGAGUAAAAGAAUGGCAUAAUGAUUUUUUUGAUCCUUCUGAAGUAGCUAAACGUGCUCAAAGAAUAUAAGUGGCUGCACAUGGAACUGAGACAAAGAGAACAGAAUGAGUUAAAGAUCACCCACCAUUAAAAGGGGUGGGAUUGAUAUGACAAAAGGAAGUUGGGAGGAGAACCUCUCACCUAGCUUAGAAGUGUCCACCUACAGCAGCUUUGUAGAUUAUGGAAGAUAGAGAAAAAAGGAGGAAAAGCAGAAUUGUGUGUUGUGAUAUCAGUUGUUUUUGGGAAAGGGGUCAUAAAUUGAAGUUUUCAAUCUGUUUAAUUAUGUUUAUUCUGAGACACAGUACUCAAGGAGUAUACAAGGUAAAUGGCUCAGACUGGGAGUUGAUCCCCAAGGCAAUGCAUAUUUUAGAAGAGAAAGAACCACAAGUAAACUUUGGGAAGCAGCACCAUUUAAAACUUGGACAAAGGAAAAGAAAAUAAAGACUGGAAAGUGUUUAUUUAACAAUGAAAAUUUGUUAUAACUGCUAAGGGCAGAUAUUUCUGGUGUAGUCAACUUAAAUGUGAAAUACUGUAAUUCAUAGAUGUGAAUGUUUGAUCCUCAUAUCAAAAAAAAGUGAACGACAAAGGAAGUUUAACACUCUAUGAAAGUAAAAUAUUGUAUGUUUUAGAAAGAUGUGUCAUGAAGGGAAGCAGAGGAUGAUGAGAGAAAAGCUACUGGAGGAUUUUGUAGUUGUGAUUUUGUUGAGACACACACACACACACACACACACACACACACACACACACAGAAUGGGAAGAUAAGAUACUGGGGAAAAUCAAAAAGACAUGAAUGAGGACCGUGAUACCUUGAUGCUCUUGUUUCCUGGAGGCACAGCAAGUUUCUGAGUAAUAGUUUUGGCUGGAGGGGUUGGGAGAUGUGAAGCAGUAGACACCAAGGACCAAACAAAAUCCUAAGAGUUUCAUAGCAUUUGAGUACCAGGGUACAGCACAGAGGUCAGUGUUUGAAAGGAAGGCCCAUUCCCUAGCUAAGAGGUGUAACUGAAAAUGAGACUUUUUCUCUUUCUCUUUGCCAUUAAAUCUUAGAUCCUAUAAGACCAUUUUCUCUUUUAUCUCAUAGGCUGCUUUCAUUCACUCCCAUCAUUCCAGUUACUAUUAUAGCCAUACCCCAGGUCACAUCUCUGACCUCCAGACUCCUAAUCAGGCCAGUGGUAGUGGCGUCUACGUAGAACAAUGCUUCGCGGUGUUCUGGGGAAGACCUUCCGACUCCUUGGCUACACCAUUCAGUAUGGCUGCAUAGCCCACUGUACUUUUGAGUACAUUGGUGGGGUUGUGAUGUGUUCUGGACCAUCAAUGGAGCCUACUAUUCAAAAUUCAGAUAUCGUCUUUGCAGAAAAUCUCAGCCGACAUUUUUAUGGUAUCCAAAGAGGUGACGUUGUGAUUGCAAAAAGCCCGAGUGAUCCAAAAUCAAAUAUCUGUAAAAGAGUAAUUGGUUUGGAAGGAGACAAAAUCCUCACCACUAGUCCAUCAGAUUUCUUUAAAAGCCAUAGUUAUGUGCCCAGGGGUCAUGUCUGGUUAGAAGGUGACAAUCUACAGAACUCUACAGAUUCCAGGUACUAUGGACCCAUCCCUUACGGACUAAUAAGAGGACGCAUCUUCUUUAAGGGUGCACACCCUGGAGAUCCCUUUGGCAACAGUGAAGUCAGUUCAAGCAAAGCAGACCAGGCAGAGAUCUUGACAAGAAAAGUCAACUCUCACCCUGGCGACACAACAGCUGUGACACAGAACUGCACUGAAAGACAGUGACUCGUGGACACUCCCACGCCAUCUUCAUUUCCAGACAGUAAGUGAGGGAUUGCCGCACACACGGCUGCCAUGCACAGCACCUGCUGCCCUGCCAGAACCCACUGGGAUGCGGCGCAGCCAACGGCUGCUCCUGUGCAGCCUUCUCAAGUCUACUCAGAAAGUCACCUUUCCACUUGAUAAGCAUCCUUCUCUAUCUGGAUGCACCACAGCUUUAGAUUAGCUACCUACUCCUUGCUAAAAGAAUAGCAUAAAGCACAGACAUGGUACAUCACGGUAAACCAGGACACAAAGAGGCCAAUACCUCGCCAGAGGUCAAAGGUAAAAGGAAUACGCUGACAUUUGCAUUCUGCAGUUGUCUGAACAUCUGUAAUGGACACCUGUGCCCAUAACCCAAGACUCCAGCUUUACAAAUCAGUAUCUGACAUUCAGAAGCAAGUCAUACUGUGCAACCACGGACUCAGCUGGGCAAGAGUCCCAGGUGCUGGGCAGGAGCGGGUGCGCCUCUCCGCCGUGUGCUUCCCUCCCACUACGUUUUAAAGUCAGGACCAAGACCGACGACUGUUUUUACAUAGAAACAAGAAAAGGUGAAGAAAGGUCUUACAGGAAAAUGUGCACUCUUUGCAAAGAUGGGACUCAGCAACUUCUAAACCCAGCUGCCAGUGACGAGCCUGACAAAGGGCUGGGAAUGGGGUGGUAAGCGGGACGCCAGGUACAGGGGUGGCGAAGUGGGCAGCGGGGCAGCUAGGACCCUUUUUUGACAGGCAGACAGGUUGGGGGCAGGACCCCCCAGCCUCACACCAGGAGGAACACAAACAAAUCAAUGUUUAGUUUUUCUUUUUAAACAAUGAUCUCUGCCUGUCUACUACUGUGAUUAUAAUUAAAACCGUAAUUCUUUCCUAACUCA